Molecule: messenger RNA, 636 nt
Organism: Rotaria sp. Silwood2
Lineage: Eukaryota; Metazoa; Rotifera; Eurotatoria; Philodinida; Philodinidae
Source: the annotation of a GenBank genome assembly
AUGUCUACAUGUUCAUCAUCAUCCUCUUCUUCAGUAUCCUCUCGAUCUUCGUCCACAUCCUCUACGUCAUCAAACGACAGUGUUUCUUCGUUAAAUCUGUCCUCACUUUCACUAACAUCAACAACAAGUUGUUCUAAAUCCUCUCCACCAGUUCAAUCUACUAUGAUUGAUAAUCCUAUUCCGUGGUAUAAAUCUCAACGUGGAAUUAAAUGGAAAUGUUAUUUGUAUCGUGAUCCGAAUAAAAGAUACCCAUGCUUCAUCAUUACAUCAGCAAAUACUGGUACACCAGAUUCACCAGUUUAUACCUAUAUUAGAGCAACAGCUGAGCACAAUCAUUCUUCUAAUCCAAUUGCACAAAAGAGAAAUAUUUUUACUUCAAAAUUGAAAAAUUUAUCAUCUGAUCCCAAUGUUCCUCCUUCAGUCGGACAAUAUAAUAAGUUAUUAGCACAAAUGAAAUUCACACAUGAACAAAUGAAACAAUUGCCAACAUUUAAAAGCAUAAGUAGGUGUACUUUUAUUUCUUGUGUUUGUCUACAUUUCGCUUUACUGACACAUAUAAGUUUGCUAGCUGUAUUUUUUCUUUCUUGAUCUAUAGGAUACACAUUACGGCGAGCUCACAAUAAGAAUAUACCAACU